AAGGUACGAAAUGGAUUUCUUUUCCCUCGCUUUUUUUCGGGGAAAAAAUAUCCCCUCCACACCAACACCGUGAACUUUGAAGCAACAAUGGCGAAAAUCGCUUGCCAGCACCUUAUUCCCAUUUUGGGUUCCCCUCUAAAGUAUUCUUUCUGCAAAACCCACUUUCUACAAUUGCGGAAUUCCACAGGAAAUGCUAAUCUCAUCGACAGACCUGUCUUUAGGAGGCGAUUCUCUUCUUCAUCAACGAUAAGCAUGAGCUUGAAAGCUGGCAUCGUAGGACUUCCCAACGUCGGGAAAUCUACUCUCUUUAAUGCUGUCGUUGAGAACGGAAAAGCUCAAGCUGCUAAUUUUCCUUUUUGCACCAUAGAGCCCAAUGUUGGGAUUGUUGCAGUUCCAGAUCCACGUCUGCAAGUGCUUUCUGAUCUCAGCAAAUCUCAACGUAUUGUCCCUGCUUCUAUUGAAUUUGUAGAUAUUGCUGGGCUUGUAAAAGGAGCCAGUCACGGGGAGGGGUUGGGGAAUAAAUUCCUCUCGCAUAUUCGUGAGGUUGACUCAAUACUUCAGGUAGUGCGCUGUUUUGAGGAUAAUGACAUUGUUCAUGUAAAUGGAAAAGUUGAUCCAAAGUCCGAUAUUGAUAUCAUCAACUUAGAGCUAAUUUUCUCAGAUUUGGAUCAGAUUGAGAAAAGAAUAGAGAAACUAAAAAAGGGCAAAGCAAAAGAUUCACAAUCAAAAUUGAAGGAGGAAGCAGAAAAAUCUGCUUUGGAACAAAUUAGGCAGGCACUUAUGGAUGGAAAACCGGCACGUGCAGUAACUCUAACAGAUUUUGAAAAGGAAUCCAUAAAGAAUCUUUGUUUACUCUCAAUGAAACCAGUCAUAUAUGUAGCUAAUGUAGCAGAAUCUGAUCUUGCUGAACCUAAUGAUAAUCCUCAUGUCAAAGAAGUGACAAAGCUUGCAUCUGACUUACAAUCUGGACUAGUAACAAUCUCAGCACAGGUUGAAUCCGAGCUUACGGAACUUCCAAUUGGAGAAAGGGUUGAGUAUUUGAAGUCUCUUGGUGUAAAUGAAAGUGGUCUUGGAAAUCUUAUUAGAGCAACAUAUGGCCUGUUGGGGCUACGUACAUACUUCACAUCUGGAGAGAAGGAAACAAAAGCAUGGACAAUACUUGCUGGAAUGACAGCACCUCAAGCUGCUGGAAUUAUUCAUUCUGACUUUGAGAAAGGCUUCAUUCGAGCUGAAACGGUUGCUUAUGAUGAUUUUGUUGCAGCAGGUUCAUUUGCAGCUGCAAGAGAGAAAGGACUUUUAAGAUCCGAGGGGAAAAGUUAUGUAGUGCAGGAGGGAGAUGUAAUGCUCUUUCGGUUCAAUGUUUGAUCUGAAUGCCGUUGGAGAACUAGAACUAAAUAUCAAGAAAAAACAGGGCACAAUUCUAUUUAUUCACGGCAUUUGAAAUUUUGGGAUGAAUUGAGGUGACAGGUGAUCUUGGAAGCAGGGUUGGCUGACUGCAAUAUGUAUCACAAAGAAAAUUACAAUUUUUUCUAGUACAAUGAAUUUACUCGGGUCUAUUUCAAAAUUUUCGGUUGUUCUGUGAAAAAUUGGAAGAAAUUUUGAAAACAAAAUGAUGAUUGAAGGGUUUCGGUUAGUUUGUUCAGUGGUCACUAAUUUCACAUACCAAAGCAAAAUGGACAUUAUGGUUUCAGGAAGCAUUCUUUGAUAUUUAUCCAAUUAUUUGUUUCAGAAAGCAUUGUAUUGUAAUAAUGUUGAACGAUAGACACUAUACCAAAGCAAAAUGGGUGAGGACGUGUCUACUCAGUUUUGUUCUAAA
Nelumbo nucifera (sacred lotus) is the source of this 1816-nucleotide messenger RNA. Its product is annotated as GTP-binding protein-like protein. The record is from RefSeq and is a predicted model, not a curated record. Gene Ontology annotation, molecular function: ATP hydrolysis activity; ATP binding; GTP binding. Lineage: Eukaryota; Viridiplantae; Streptophyta; Magnoliopsida; Proteales; Nelumbonaceae. Gene Ontology annotation, cellular component: cytoplasm.